Molecule: messenger RNA, 1841 nt
Organism: Synchiropus splendidus (mandarinfish)
Lineage: Eukaryota; Metazoa; Chordata; Actinopteri; Syngnathiformes; Callionymidae
Product: echinoderm microtubule-associated protein-like 1
Exons: 7
Coding region: 429-1355 (308 amino acids)
Source: RefSeq, a predicted model, not a curated record
CUCACAAUGCCACAACUGUUGUGUCUGUAGAUCGAACUUUUGACAUUUGAAGUCACACAAGAACAGUAGCAACCUUUGGGGCUUCAAUUGUUGUUUCCUCCCUCAAUCUCCAUCUUUCACAGUGACAUGAGGCUUAUGCGUGGGGGCGGGGUCCGAGAAGCUCAGUCUGAGAGAUUAUCAUUGAACUCCACACACACACCAACACACAGACAAUUUAGACUGAUUUGGACCUGGGCUGAGGUUUUAAGCCCUCAGCAGAGGCUUUAAGCGUUGUCAUACGCAUCACCGCACCCCAGUGUGUGCCAGGCAACCAGCGAGGAAACGUGAGGGGAUCAGAGCAUCAGCAUCCUCAUCUCCAGCUCGGAAGCCUUGUGACACAAGCGGAGCUAAGGAGAUGAGAUCUUAGUGGAGCCCAGCCAGUGGAUCAGAUGGAAGGAGAAGCGGCCGGUCGGACCGGAGCCAAAGGAGGAAAGAGAAACGACGGGGUUUGCUCCAGAGAGGAGCGGAAGAGGAGGAAGACGACCGGGAUGGUGGAGGAAGGCGUUCAGCAGAGGCCCCUCGACUCCUCGUCCUCGGUGUCCAGUGUGUCUCACGAUGACCGCAGCUCAGCGGCCAGCGGCCUGGACGUGGCCGACCGCCUGACCUACCUGGAGCAGAGGAUGCAGAUGCAGGAGGAUGAGAUCCAGCUGUUGAAGAUGGCCUUGGCCGACGUCCUCAAGAGGCUGAACAUUUCCGAGGAACAUCAGGCUGCAGCUGCAGCAGCGGGAAGGAGGGCACCGGGCAGCAAAGCCAGGCCGGUGUCUCUGGCUCUGCCCUCUCGACCUUCCGUCAUGACAACGUCCGUGAAGAAGAGCACCACGCUGCCAUCUAGCUCCAGCUCCAGGAACUACAGCCCUACGCCGCCACGCAGCAAUGUGAAGAGUCCCCCGGGAAGUGCGAAGGACAGUCCGAAGACCUCGAAAUCACGACCCUCCUCUUCAGCAUCGACCGCCAAGUCAGUCAAAGAAGGCAGCAGCAGCAGCAAGACUAAAGAGGCUUCGACAAGCCUUGGGACGAGGCGUGUGACACACUGCAAAGUGACUAUGCAGAUCUAUCUGAGCCCCCUCACAAAAAAGACUGGGUCUUCUGAGACGGCCAAACAUGCGGCGACUGUCCCUGCCAACAGAGGACCCUCAGAACCUGCCCAAGUCAAGCCUCAGGUGAAGGAGGCGACCAAGCCGGAGUCCAAGAAGAAAAGCCCAUCUUUUACUUUGAACUUAGAGAAAACCACCACUAAUCGGAGCACACAGCAGGACCCAACCAGCUAUAAAAGCCCGCUUAAAUCCCCCAGCCAGUACUUCCAGAUCUGCUACUGAAUUGAGGGCCGGCAGAUCCAAUUGUUUACAGAUAAUAAUCUCCAUGUUUGUCUGACUUUCAGUGGGCACCUUGAACACAGCGUUGUCUUUCAGAUAAUUGUUGACUUCCCAAUCUCUGUGUUUUAAUGUUCUGUUCCCAUGAAAAUAAAUUUAAAUACCAAACAUGUUCUGUAUCAGAAAGAUCCUCUCAUGAUUCCUCACACUUGACCGAAUGAUUGGCUCAAGCUAGACAUAAACUUAAGCUUGGCAAAAUCAAAUAUAAUUCAACUAUAGCUUCAAGAAAAGUGAAGCACUUUGGUUUUUAAUGUCACAGAAUAAUGUGUGUGGACGAAGAUGACUUUCCCUCAAGUUGGUGUAAAAACACUGUCACGUGGAGCGACGUGUGUUUGAUGCUUUUGUUUAGUUGUCUGUGUAAUACUGUCAACCACCAUUUGCCAGAAUGUUUUUUAAUUGCAGUCGACAAAUAAAAAAUGUUUGGAGACUGUU